Molecule: messenger RNA, 1355 nt
Organism: Aspergillus fijiensis CBS 313.89
Lineage: Eukaryota; Fungi; Ascomycota; Eurotiomycetes; Eurotiales; Aspergillaceae
Product: isopenicillin N synthase family dioxygenase
Exons: 2
Coding region: 144-1223 (359 amino acids)
Molecular function (GO): dioxygenase activity
Source: RefSeq, a predicted model, not a curated record
CGCAUGACUUUCGUGUUCACCCGCUACGUCUUCUGCGAUAUCUACACCCGAUAUUAAACGAUUCAUACUCGACCUGCCUACAUUGUUAGCAUUUAUCUCUCUCUCAGCUGAAAUCUCCUAGGAACUCUACGUGUGCGAUCAGGAUGGAAGGCAAUCUGCCGCAACAGCAGUGCCACCCUGUAACCACGGCAAUCGAGAAAGAUGACCUCGUGAUUCCAAUCAUCGACUUCGGGCCCUUCCUGCACGGAACCCCCGCCGACAAACAUGAAGUCGCCAUGUCGGUCGUGCACGCCUUCAAGACCUCCGGGUUCCUCUAUCUCAGCAAUCACGGCGUGCCCCCAUCCGUGGUUAGCCACGUCUUUGGCACCUCCGCCCGGUUCUUCGCGCGGCCCCAGGAUCAGAAAGACAGCCUGUGCUGGACGACCCCACAAGCGAACCGUGGGUACGUGAAGACGGGCCAAGAGAAGCUCAGCACCGUGGAGGAGGUCGACGAUGACGUCGCCGCCGCGUCGCGCAGCAGCAUCCCCGACCUCAAAGAGACGAUGGAGAUCGGCCGGGAAGGCGUGGAGGGGCUCCCGAAUCGCUGGCCCGAGCAUCUCGACGACCAGGGGAAGGAGUUCAAGGCGGUGAUGCUGUCGUUCUUCGAGAUGUGCAAGGCGCUGCACACCGAGGUCAUGCGGGCCAUCGCGCUGGGCAUGCACCUGCCGGAGCACUACUUCGACCCGUUCGUCGACGCCGGCGACAACAACCUCCGCCUGCUGCACUACCCGGCCGUCGACAAGCGCGUCUUCCGCCACAACCCCCUGCAGGUCCGCGCCGGCGAGCACACCGACUACGGCUCCAUCACCCUGCUCUUCCAGGACGGCCGCGGCGGCCUCCAGGUCCGCAGCCCCCGCGGCACCUUCGUCGACGCCACCCCCAUCGCCGAUACCGUGGUCGUCAACGCCGGCGACCUGCUGGCCCGCUGGUCCAAUGACACGAUCAAGAGCACGAGGCAUCGCGUCGUCGAGCCUCCCAAGGUCGUCGACGAAGACGAGAAUGACGACGAGGACGGCUCCGGCGUGUAUCCGGACCGUUACAGCAUCGCGUACUUCUGUAACCCCAAUAAUGACCAGAUGAUCGAGGCCAUCCCCGGAACCUACGGAGAGGAUGUCCGCCCGCUCAAGUACUCUGGGAUCACCGCUGGAGACUACCUCGUGCAGCGACUGACCGCAACCUACUAAUAUUUCUCAUCAUGAUGACACUGGGCGUUCGGAAGGAGUAUUGGAUCUUUGGCUUUCCCAUCAGUUUGACAUCGUAACACCGUUCAGCAGGAUGAUAAAUACCGCAUCGUUGCAUUGGACGUUUUGAACGGA